GAUCUAGCUAACCCUCAGUGAUUUGAUUAGCUUACCUUACCUCUCAAAUCCCUUCCUGAGUCUUUCUUCGAAAAGUGGCCGACUUUGUGCUGCUUCCUGUUUGGAAAUUUCAGAAACAAUUGGAAAUAUGAUGCACUUGGUCAAAUUGUGUGUAAAGGAAUAAGCUUACGGGUUCUUGGCAGCCUCCACUUUUUCCCUUUCUCUUCUUUUACUCUUGUAUAGCUUGUGCGGCAUUCUCAUUCAGCAGUGUUUCUAAUGCAGUGUGUUACAGGAUCUUUUCUUUUCUCCUCCCAGCUCCCCCAACACCUCCCGUCUCUCUCUCUCUCUCUCUCUCUCUCUCUCUCUCUCGCUCACUCGCUCUCCCUCUCUCUCCCUCUCUCUCCAGCUGGUGUAAAUGACUAUUGCUACCUCCUAGAGUCAGAUAACCUGCUCAGUCAGUUGUAGCCCCCUGUGGACAGCUGUCUCUCCCGACUGAUGGAAAACUGUCACUAUGUGCUGAAUAGAGGAGAGAGAGGAGCAACGUCAACAGCAGCCGAAGCAGGGGCUGGCAGCAGUGAAGGCUAAAGGCUCUAUUGUUCCCUUGUGUUAGGCAGUUUUAUUCUUUUCUACUGACAACCAACAAUAUAAAGCUGAGGGUGGUGACUCCUUCCGACACCAUUCAUGAAGGAAUACUAACACCCUUAAAGACAAACACUUUUCAUCCAAGGCUUUUGCCCUUUAUCCUGUGGAUUAAAUCAUCCUGCUUAAGGUAUGGGUUUAAGAAGAAGGGCUACAAUGCUCAGUGGUCCAUGGGAGACUGCUUUCUUAGCCCCUUGUUUGUGGAUGCUUGUGCUCCUGUUGUUAGGAAUCUGGGACGCUGAGGCUCAGAAUGAAGAAGACACCAAAUCAGUGUAUGUCUGGAAAACAGGUCCUUGGGGAAGGUGCAUGGGAAAUGAAUGUGGACCAGGUGGCAGUCAAAGCAGAGCUGUAUGGUGCGCUCACACUGAGGGGUGGACUACAUUACAUUCGAACUGUCUUAAGACUGAAAAGCAGCCUGAUAACCAGCAGAGUUGUUUUCGGGUUUGUGACUGGCACAAGGAGUUAUAUGACUGGCAGUUAGGGGAAUGGAAUCAGUGCCAAGCUGUGGCUUUAAGAAACUCUGGAAAUUAUAAAUCCUUAGAGUGCAUUAAGGGGGAAGAAGGAAUUCAAACCAGAGAGGUGUCAUGUGUUCAAAAAGCUAAUGGCACACCAGCUGAGGAUGUGAUUUGUGAAUAUUUUGAACCAAAACCCCGCCUUGAACAAGCUUGCCUCAUCCCUUGCCCACAGGAUUGUGUCGUUUCAGAGUUUUCUUCAUGGUCCCCAUGCUCCAAGACUUGUGGUGUUGGGUUGCAACAUCGUUUUCGGAGUGUUUUAGCCCCACCGCUGUUUGGAGGAUCUAGUUGUCCGAACCUUACAGAAUUCCAGCCUUGCCAGUUUAGUGCCUGCGAAUCAGAGGAAAGUAUGUACAGCUUGAAAGUGGGGCCCUGGAGCACUUGUGCUAUGCCUCACUCCAGACAAGCCCGUCAAGCUGGGAAGCGGCGGAAGAACAAAGGCAGGGAGAAAGCAGUCAAGGAUCCUGAGACACGAGAGCUGAUUAAAAAAAAGAGAAACCGCAAUCGACAAAACAGACAAGAGAGCAAAUUCUGGGACCUGCAGAUUGGAUAUCAAACACGACAGGUCACGUGUAUCCAUAAAAAUGGCAAAUCUACUGCUCUGAACCUUUGUACCCAAGAUAAACUCCCUGUAUCCUUCCAGUCAUGUGUCCUGACAAAGGACUGUGAGGUAACUGAGUGGUCUGAAUGGGGCCCAUGUUCUAAGGAUUGCUAUGAUAUGACCUCACCUAAAGGAUGGCGCACCAGAACCCAAACAGUAAAGCAAUUUCCUGUGGGAGGAGGAGCUGAAUGUCCAGAACUUGAGGACAGAGAGCCAUGUGCCCCUCAGGGCGAUGGCAUCCCACCAUGUGCUUCAUAUUCAUGGAGAGCAACAGAAUGGAGUGAAUGUCGUGUUGACUCUUUAUUGAGUCAACAGGAUCGCCGACGAGGAAAUCAGACGGGUCUUUGUGGAGGGGGAGUUCAGAGCAGAGAAGUGUACUGUGUGCAGUCCAAUGAAGAUCUUCUUUCCUACCUAAAUACACUCAAAGAAAAGGAAGCUUCAAAGCCUGUGGAUACUCGGUUAUGUACAGGGCUGAUACCAAACACCACACAGCUAUGUCAUAUUCCAUGUCCAGUUGAAUGUGAAGUGUCAGCUUGGACAGCCUGGGGCCCAUGCACUUACGAAAACUGUGAAGACCAAGCUGGGAAAAAAGGCUUUAAACUAAGAAAAAGAAGAAUUAUCAAUGAGCCAACAGGAGGAGCUGGAAGUUGUCCUCACCUUACUGAAGCAAUACCAUGUGAUGACCCAACCUGCUAUGAUUGGCAGUUGGCUAAACUGGAAGACUGUAUACCUGACAAUGAAAAAGUAUGUGGACCCGGAACUCAGACACCAGAAGUGAAAUGUGUCAACAGUGAUGGAGAAGACGUAGACAGACAGCUGUGUAGAGAUGCUAUCUAUCCUAUUCCUAUUGUGUGUGAGGUCCCCUGCCCCAAGGAUUGUGUUCUCAGCGCGUGGUCAAAAUGGUCUUCAUGUUCACACACCUGCUCAGGGAAAACAACCGAAGGGAAGCAGACGCGUGUACGCUCUAUCUUGGCAUAUUCUGGUGAAGGAGUGGUUCAGUGCCCAAACAGCAGCGCUCUGCAGGAAGUACGCAACUGUAAUGAGCAUCCUUGCACAGUUUAUCACUGGCAGACUGGCUCCUGGGGCCAGUGCAUUGAGGAUUCAUCAGUGUCAACUCUAAAUUCAACCACCAGCUGGAGUGGAGCUGCAUCCUGCGCAGUAGGAAUGCAGACAAGGAAGGUCAUCUGUGUGAGAGUCAACGUGGGGCAGGUGCCACCAAAAAAGUGCCCAGAAAGCCUCCGACCAGAGACAGUGAGGCCAUGCUUACUACCAUGCAAAAAAGACUGCAUUGUAACACCUUACAGUGACUGGACACUAUGCCCAUUGUCAUGUCAGGAAGGACCUAGUCCAAUAAAGAAACAGUCACGCCAUCGAGUUAUUAUUCAGCUUCCAGCAAAUGGCGGUCAAGACUGCCCAGAUGUGCUGUAUGAGGAAAGGGAAUGUGAGGCACUGCCUGUGUGUCUUGGCUACAGAUGGAAAACUCAUAAAUGGCGUCGCUGCCAAUUAGUACCUUGGUAUGUACGCCAAGAGAGUCCAGGAGCUCAUGAGACCUGUGGACCUGGUCUACAGACAAGAGCAAUAUCCUGUCGUAGACAAGAUGGAGGUCAGGCUGACAUUGGUGACUGUCUCAAGUAUGCUGGAUCAAUGCCACCUAUAACUCAAACAUGUCAGCUGCCUUGCCAGGAUGAUUGUCAGCUAACAAGCUGGUCAAAGUUUUCACCAUGUAGUGCAGAUUGUGUUGGAGUAAGAACAAGAAAAAGAACACUUGUAGGUAAAAGCAAGAAAAGGGAAAAAUGUAAGAACAGUCAACUCUAUCCACUAAGCGAAACCCAGUACUGUCCCUGUGACAAGUACAAUGCCCAGCCAGUAGGAAACUGGUCAGACUGCAUUCUGCCUGAAGGGAAAGUUGAAGUGAUUCUAGGAAUGAAAGUCCAAGGAGAUAUCAGAGAAUGCGGUCAAGGAUAUCGCUAUCAGGCCAUGGUCUGUUAUGAUCAGAACAACAGAUUGGUGGAAACAGCAAGAUGUAACAGUCAUGGGUACAUUGAAGAAGCAUGCAUCAUCCCAUGCCCAUCAGACUGCAAACUUAGUGAAUGGUCUAACUGGUCCCGCUGCAGUAAAUCUUGUGGAAGCGGUGUGAAGGUGAGAUCAAAGUGGCUACGCGAAAAACCUUAUAAUGGAGGAAGGCCUUGCCCAAAACUUGACCAUGUCAAUCAGGCUCAGGUCUAUGAGGUGGUACCAUGCAUGAGUGACUGCAGUCAGUACAUUUGGGUGGCUGAGGCAUGGAGCGUCUGGAAAGUUAGUAAUGUUGACCUAAAAGAAAACUGUGGAGUGGGAGUGCAGACAAGAAAAGUGAGGUGUAUGCAGAAUACAAUUGAUGGACCCUCAGACCCAGUAGAAGACUACCUUUGUGAUCCUGAAGAAAUGCCACUUGGAGCCAGAGAGAGCAAGCUUCCUUGUCCUGAGGACUGUGUGUUGUCUGACUGGGGCCCAUGGAACAGAUGUCCUUUGCCAUGCAAUGGAAACCACACACGUGAGCGAUCUGCAUAUUCUAUAAGGGAGCCAGGUGAAGGAAGAGCAUGCCCUAGUUCAACAGAAACUGAACCCUGCAAUCUCAACAAGAACUGCUACCAUUACACAUACAAUGUGACAGAUUGGAGUACUUGUCAGCUGAGUGAGAAAGCCGUGUGUGGCAGUGGCAUUAAGACAAGGAUGCUGGACUGUGUGAGGAGCGAUGGCAAGUCUGUUGAUCUUAAGUACUGUGAAGAGCUUGGUUUGGAGAAUAAUUUGCAAAUGAAUAUGUCCUGUGUCGUGGAGUGUCCAGUCAACUGUCAGCUCUCAGACUGGUCUGCCUGGUCAGAAUGUUCUCAGACCUGUGGUCUAAUAGGAAAAAUGUGGCGAAAAAGAAGUGUGAUUCAGCCUUCCCAGGGGGAUGGCAGGCCAUGUCCUUCACAGAUGGAGCAGUGGAAACCAUGUCCUGUCAAACCCUGCUACAGAUGGCAGUAUAGUCAGUGGUCUGAAUGCAAAGUUGAGGAUGCUCAGUGUGGAGAAGGUGUUCGUUUUCGUAAUGUCUCUUGUUUUGUAUUUGAUGGAUCCAAAGAAGAUAAGGGAAGCCUAGUAGAUGAUGAUUUGUGUGGGGAUUUGGAGCCUACUGUUGUUGGAGACACUCAAAUGACACUGGAAGAGAUAUGUACUCUUCCUUGUCCAGGUGACUGUUACCUCACUGAAUGGACUUCAUGGAGCCCUUGCCAGUCUGUUUGUGUAAAUGGAGAAAAGCUUGAUUAUGACGCUAUACAAGUGAGGUCCAGGGCAAUAAUCGCUCAAGAGCAGGAGAACCAGCAACAGUGUCCUGAGCAAAUGUGGGAAUCUCGACCAUGCAAUGAUGGUGAUUGCUAUGAAUAUAAAUGGAUGACAGGUGCCUGGAGAAGUUCCUCUCGUUCUGUAUGGUGCCAGCGCUCAGAUGGACUAAAUGUAACAGGUGGUUGCCCCUUAACAACAAGACCUGUGUCUGAUAGAUCCUGUGAUCCACCCUGCAACAAACCUCAGUCCUACUGCACCGAGGCUGGGGUGUGUGGUUGUGAAGAAGGUUACACAGAAGUGAUGACAUCUGAUGGCAUGCUUGAUCAGUGUACUUUGAUCCCAGUCUUGGAAAUACCUACAGUUGGAGACAAAAAGGCUGAUGUGAAGACAAGUCGGGCAAUCAAUCCCACCCAGCCAUCCACUACUCAGUCGGGUCGAGGAGGCAGAGCCUGGUUUUUACAACCAUUUGGGCCUGAUGGCAAGCUGAAGACAUGGGUUUAUGGAGUAGCUGCUGGAGCAUUUGUUCUGCUCAUCUUUGUCGUCUCAAUGAUUUAUCUAGCUUGCAAAAAGCCAAAGAAACCACAGAGAAGACAAAACAAUAGGCUUAAACCACUGACCUUGGCCUAUGAUGGAGAUGCUGACAUGUAGGAAUCUUCUGAAAAAAUCCCUUUGGAAUGGAAAUCCAGUCUGUACACAAUACUGCUGUAUAAAGAAAUGGCCUGUUUUCACUGGGGUUGAAAAUUGUGUUGAAUUUACAGAAAAUAUUUGGGAAGAAUGAUAAUACAUUCAAAACGAGAACAUGGAAUGUCAAGUCAUGGAAGCAAAUGUUCCAAAGAACAUUUCCACAAAUGCACAUUUUGACUAAUCCAAGGUCAAUUCUAGACUAUUCUAAUUAACGGUAAAGACGAACAUUAAUGAUUCCAUUUUGAGACACAAGAGCCUUUGCAAAUUUUACAGACCGAAUGGAAAUCUGCCUUUGCUUUAAAACUGUUUCUUUUCUCGCUAUACUGUUUUCUUCUUAAAGGAACUGCAGCAGGGAAAAAGACAUACUGCAACUGGGCAGUAUUCGGAAAGCACAAAGAAUACCUCCGUACCUUUAAAAUGUUGCCAACUUUAAACCUACGGAGAAUCUCCUUUGUGCAAAAAGAUUUGAGGACCCCAUAGGAAAGAAAAGUUGCCAAAAUGUACUAUAUACUGUAGAAGAAAGAAUCCACCUUGGAGGACUGACCUUGUUACUCUGAAGUUUCCAUACAUUUCCACAAUGGUUACCUUAAAAGAAAGGAAGACGACUCUUAAAACAAGAUGUUUUACUUCCAGGCUUUGGAAUAUGUUUAUCAUCUUUAUUUAUACUGCACCAUGCAUUUUGACUGUCUUAACCCUGCCGGACUCCUGCCUGCAUCCUUUUAUUACAUUUCAGGCACAUUUUUGCACUAUAUUAGUGCAGCAUGAUAUGCACUUAUAUCUAGUAUUGCCAUAGAAAACUGCCUCUUUCAAUGCAGGAUGAUGUAGCGUCUUGUGCUAGAAAAUGUAAAAUAGACUUUACCCAGAAGAAACAAGCCAAUAUUUAUCUAUGAUUCAACAAGUAGCGUUCAGGUCUUUUAGGUGACUGGAUACAGAUCAGUGGAUAUAUGUAUAUACUGUAAUUUCUCUUGUCACAACAGCAAUUUUGUAAAUCAAUAACCUUUGUGGACUGUACAGUUGCAGUAUUAUAAUUGUCUAGAUUUUGCCCAAUUGAAUUUAUAGCUAUUUCAUGAUUUCUUACACUGUCAUAAUGAAAACUGUUUACAGUUUGUUGCUUUAUAUUUCUUUUCUAUGCCAUUGAAGGUUUGAAUGAUCUAAUGGUCCUUAAUGAGACAGACUCAUUAUUCUGAAGACUUAUCAUGCUAGAGUAAUACAACAUAAAAUAAAUAAAUACUGUGUAAUUACGACAGCAAAAAAUAAUAUUUACUGUUCUUAAUUUAUAUUAAUUUAGGCUUCUGCCUUAUGUAGUAUUUUCUCCUUUCCAUAGAUGAAAGAAAAUAAUGUAACCAAAUGCCUUGUUAAAUCUUCUGAAAAGCUGAAUUCAAAACGACUACACAUUUGAAAUUUAUUUUUAAUAAGAGUGAAUCAUACAUCCAUUUUUUAGCCUUUUUCUCUUUAUAAACAUGAUCAAAAAUAUUUUCCAGUUUACCAACAAAAUUACUAAGGUAAAUUUAGAGUGUGAUUCAAAUGUGAGCGGUAUACAAGGUACAAUUUCGAUUAAUGUCACAUCUAUGGAAGAAAACUAUAACCUUUUAUUAAGUUGAGAUAAACAUAUAAUAUGAUGUAUCCAAUGCAAAUAGUCAGAAAUACUGGAAAUCAAUUGAAAAAAAGUAAUAUUAUUCUUCACAGAAAAAAGACUAUCAAUCUGCAAUCUUCCCACCACAUUGAAACUUUCUUUUUACAGUAUGUUGAGAGUUUGAAAGCAGAUUCAUAUUAGAGAAAUGAAAGAUUUACAUUGAGGCACAAUAAUCAAAAGAUAUAUGCUCUUCGAUUUCAAGUUAACAACGUUUUAUAAAAGUUGGCUCAUUUUUUUUAGAAGAGCUGCAACAAUCUAACAAAAUAUGACCAGACCUUGAGCUAGGUGUAACUGUUGUUGUAAGAAUCUACAAAAUUGUUAUAACAUAGCAUAACAAAAUAUUCUGAAACUCAGUAAUGCAAAAUGAGGAUCACAAGGGGUGGAUCGACAAGAAAUAGCCCUGGACAGGGCAUAUACUGUACACACAAAUACACACAUGCACUCUCACACAAAGUAAAAUUACAAGCUGCAAUUAACAUAAUAUGCAUCUUUGAGGAUAUGGAAAGAAACCUAGAGUACCUUGAGAAAAUCCUCACGAAAAACGGAGAACAAACAGCAUAGGAUUCAAACCCAGAACAGUGGAUCUGUGAGCCUUAAGAAGUCUCCUCUGUGCCCACACAUACUAUGUACUACUUAUAUAUGUUGAUUUAUGAGGGGGAAAAAAACAUACUGUAUAUAAGUAAAUAUUAGGUUAGGUGCAAAAGUAGAAGAACUAAACUUCCAUUUUCAGGCCACUUGACCUACAGCACUAGUUCUCAGAGUCUGCCUUCCAGAACAUGUGUUUUCUGAUUUUAAUUCUAACAGGUUUCCUAACCUUGACUUUAAUUUGAUUGGUUUAAUUAACCAGGUGAUGACUUCUAUAUUUCUGCAGAUUUCAACAUGUAUCAAUAUAUCAUAUAUAAGUGUGUGCUGUUGUCAUUUUUAUUGAUUUGCUUUUUCAUUUUAAUUCACUUUGGUGAACAUGUUAUUCUCUAAGUUAUUUUAAUUAUUUAAAAUGUGUUAAUUUUCAGACUAAUAACACCUUUGGUGUUGUGUUCAGACCAGGCUUCACUUUCCAUAGUAACAGUCACUGAGAUGUUUUACUUCUGGAUCAUCCUGAUGGUCUACUUCCUGUGGGCUGUGUCCAGUACACCUACCUCCUCAAAAACAGCACAUUAUUUGGUUCCACUCACGUUUUGGGUUCCUUCCUAGACUAAAAAGCUACUGUCAACAUUAUAAAUUCAGAUAUAGAUGCAAAUUGCUGUAUUUCCUAAAGGAUUCAGUGCCACUUGCAGCUAGAAGCUUAUCAACAACAGGCUGCUUUAGGAUGCAUAUAUAUGUAUAUACUGAAAAUAACAAGAGAGCAAACUCUUAACUGAAGAAUUAAGCAGAGGAAAUCGAUAGUUUGUAUGAAGCAUAAAUUUUUGUUAAAUUCUUAAAAGUGUGUUAAGUUUAACUGAUGGGUCAAAUGAGUAUCCAACCAAUCAAGAAGCAAAGAAAUAACAUAUUUAAUUCAGAUAGGAGUUCAGGUACAUGCAGCAACUGACCUUAUAAAAUAACUGAUUGGAACAAGGAACAACUUCUUUUGCAGUUUGGAAAUAGUCUUAAUUAAGUCAACAGUACAGUAAAUUCCCAUUUCUGAUGCUACUCUUUCAACUCCGUUUAUAAGCUGCAAUAUUUCUGAAGGUAAUCAAGAUUGACCAUUUUGUUACAGUAGGUAAGGUGGCAGCUGUACAAAGAAUGUUUACUUUUUUAUUUGUAAAUAACCUGUGUAUUGUAUUUUUAUUUUAUAAAUUAUGUAUAUUUCUUUUGUAAUGCACAAAAUGUUUAGUAUAAACCUCAGAAAGUGUGUGUAUACUGUUGCUCAGCUUUGGUCAGUUCAUACAGAUGACAUGAAAAGACAAACUAUCCAGGUUUAAUGUUAUUUGUAUGUAACUGAUAAAGUGCUGUUAAUAAACUAAGAAAAUAUCAUA
Molecule: messenger RNA, 9297 nt
Organism: Erpetoichthys calabaricus (reedfish)
Lineage: Eukaryota; Metazoa; Chordata; Cladistia; Polypteriformes; Polypteridae
Gene: thsd7aa
Product: thrombospondin, type I, domain containing 7Aa
Exons: 28
Coding region: 751-5676 (1641 amino acids)
Source: RefSeq, a predicted model, not a curated record